AUGAAGAAGCUGUGGAAGUUGAUACUCAAGAAACUGAGGAGGAGGAAUUCAUCCUUUUCAUAUACCCGCCUAAGCUCCGAAUCCGAAUCCGCCAGUGAUUAUCAUCAACGUCGUCUAGAUAGAUGGGUUUCUAAUGUUGCUGCCCAGAUGAUAACGUUUCGAGAACAGUAUCAUUGUAAUCUACGUGCCAGUGUUAUAAGAAAUUCGCAUCGUUAUAAAAUGAUACUUGUAGGGAGUCCAAAAAGGCGAGUUUUGAUUGAAUCCAAGUAUUUGGACCACCCAUUAUUGAAGACCAUGAUUGAGAAAUCCGACGAGAGGAGACGGCGGCAGAAGGCGGAUGGUAGCGGUGGCGGCGGCGGCGGUGGUGAUUAUGAUGAUGAUGAGGAGGAGAGUUUGUUGGUGAUCAAGUGUGAGGUGGUGCUGUUUGAUCAUUUGUUAUGGAUGAUUGAACAUGGUGGUCCGAGUUUACUCCCUUGUUCUUCGGAUGAUAACAAUUUGUCAAUGGAUGAACUUGCUGAUCUCUAUCUGUUUUGA
Oldenlandia corymbosa var. corymbosa is the source of this 534-nucleotide messenger RNA. NCBI's taxonomy places the organism in Eukaryota, Viridiplantae, Streptophyta, Magnoliopsida, Gentianales, Rubiaceae. The record is from the annotation of a GenBank genome assembly.